AUGCCAAAACGUAGAGCGUCUCCUACUAAGGCUCGCACGAGAAAGGCACAAAAAAUCCUAACAAAGGAUUCUCCCCCAAAGGCAAGCCUCGAAGAACCCAACACAGCAGCAGAAACGACUUCGUUCGAACUAAAGACUCCUGAAUACAAUGGCGAUAGUCAAGGCGGCUUGAUACUUCGAAAGUACUACCCACCAGAACUAUCAGACGAGUGUGCACAUGAAUACAUAAAUGGGGAUCGCCAACGACCUAUUGAAGCCCUUAAAGCAGCUUUGGUCGAAACAUCGAACGCCCGCCAUCAGAUACUAUUGGGCCGCUCUGUCGUUCAUUGGUUUCGUGGAGACUUGAGAUUGUCAGAUAAUACAGCUUUGAAUCUCGCCUCUACAAUGGCCCAAACCAGCGAGAGUGGUGUGAAUGCGACUCUUAUCGCCAUGUACCUUAUUUCGCCAGAAGAUUUCGAAGCUCAUCUCACGAGCCCAGCUAAAGUGGACUUCAUACUCAGGAGCCUAAAGAUCCUACAACAAGAUUUGGAUAAGCUCGACAUACCACUCUACAUCGAGGUUGUCGAGCGCCGUAGAAAUAUCCAGAACCGCGUUUUACAACUGGCGAGUGAAUGGGGCGCCAACCAUGUCUACGCAAACGCUGAGUACGAAGUUGACGAGCUGCGACGGGAUGUGAACAUCAUCAGGAAAGGUGUGGCGAGAGGCAUAUGCUUUAGCGUGCACCAUGACCUUUGUGUUGUGAAGCCUGGGGAAUUGAGUACAAAGUCGACUGGGAAACAGUUCUCUGUUUACACUCCGUGGUUUCGCACCUGGACGGAGUACGUUCAUACCCAUCCUGAAGUUCUUGAAGUUUCUCCUCCACCAGCUGCGAACCCAUCAAGGACACGCGAGAUCCACUCGACGCUUUUCAACUCCCCAAUUCCAUCGGCACCUGAGUCAAAGUCUUUAUCGUCCAAAGAGGCCACAGACCUCGCAAGUCGAUUCCCAGCUGGUGAACACGCUGCUCACAAAAGGCUGAAAAAGUUCCUGAGCGAAAGAAUUGCAAGAUACUCAGACGACAGGAACACCCUCUCUGAGAGAGGCACUAGUAUGCUCAGUGUUCACUUUGCAAACGGCACAUUAUCGGCGAGACAGGCUGUGGCAGCAGCAAGAGAUGCUAACACCACGAAGAAGUUAAACGCAGGGAGUAUGGGGAUUAUAACUUGGAUAUCAGAAGUGGCUUGGAGGGAUUUUUACAAACAUGUUUUAUGCAACUGGCCUCACGUGUGUAUGAAUAAGCCCUUUAAGCCUGCUUACGCGAAAAUCAAAUGGCCUACAACGCCGGAAGCGGAGACUUUGUUCGAGGCCUGGCGCACAGGUCGCACAGGCAUCCCUAUUAUCGACGCCGCAAUGCGUGAGCUCCUCACUACAUCCCACAUGCACAAUCGUGCACGUAUGAUCGUGGCUUCCUUCCUCUGCAAGGACCUCCUGGUUGAUUGGCGAAGAGGAGAGAGGUUCUUUAUGGAGCACCUCAUCGAUGGUGACUUCGCUUCCAAUAAUGGAGGGUGGGGGUGGAGCAGCGGUACUGGGGUAGACCCGCAGCCAUGGUUUCGCAUUUUCAAUCCCCUGAGGCAAAGCGAGAAGUUCGACCCGGAGGGCGUCUAUAUUAAGCAAUGGGUAGAGGAAUUAAGAGGUAUUGAAGGGAAGGCUAUUCAUGCGCCCUUCGAAAGAUUAGAUAUCGAAGAGUUUAAGAAGUUGGGAUAUCCAAAACCGUGUGUGAACCACGAGACAGCGAGGAAGAUCUGCACAAUUAUGUACAAGGAGGCUCUGGGAAAGUAA
Morchella importuna is the source of this 1818-nucleotide messenger RNA. RefSeq lists its product as uncharacterized. The transcript is spliced from 4 exons. Gene Ontology annotation, molecular function: DNA binding; FAD binding. The coding region runs from base 1 to 1818 and encodes 605 amino acids. Gene Ontology annotation, biological process: circadian regulation of gene expression; entrainment of circadian clock by photoperiod. Gene Ontology annotation, cellular component: cytoplasm; nucleus. Lineage: Eukaryota; Fungi; Ascomycota; Pezizomycetes; Pezizales; Morchellaceae. The record is from RefSeq and is a predicted model, not a curated record.